AUGAAUGCGCCCCGGAUAGCACUGGAGCGGACUGUGCCGUCGCUGCUCUUCAGCCGCUCUGCGCUGGCAUCCUCGCGCGCCGCCACACCGUGCCAGCAUCUGCUGCGGCAAUUCUCGCAGUCAAAGUACUGGAGUGCCGCGUCGGAAAAGCUCUCGACCGGCCAAGCAUACCAACCAUACCCGCUCACCCGCCCUCCGCCACAGCCGCGCAGUGAUGAUAUCCCCGAGACCUCGAUCGCCAGCCCGCUACCCAAGGUCCACGAGACUAGACCUCCCCAGCAGCCUACCACGGCAGCAAGCACAACGCCACCGACGACGGGCCACCCGGAGGCUGCGGCCGCCUCCAUCCCGGAAGCCGAGGCGCAAAAGUCAAAGCCGGCACCAGAGAGAAAGCGCAAGCUGAGGCCUCGCAAGGCGGCCAUGAAGUUGACGCCAGCCGCCGUGGAGCAGCUACGUGAGAUGCUGGAGGGGCCCGAGCCCAAGAUGAUCAAGGUCGGCGUGCGGAAUAGGGGAUGCAGCGGGCUUGCCUACCAUCUCGACUAUGUAGACAAGGCAGGGCCCUUUGAUGAGGCAGUGGAGCAGGAUGGCGUCAAAGUGCUGAUCGACAGCAAGGCCCUCUUCAGCAUCAUUGGCAGCGAGAUGGACUGGGUCGAAGACAAGUUGAGCCAGAGGUUCACGUUCAAGAACCCAAACAUCAAGGAGGAAUGCGGUUGUGGAGAGUCAUUCAUGGUGUAA
Molecule: messenger RNA, 735 nt
Organism: Neoarthrinium moseri
Lineage: Eukaryota; Fungi; Ascomycota; Sordariomycetes; Amphisphaeriales; Apiosporaceae
Exons: 2
Coding region: 1-735 (244 amino acids)
Biological process (GO): iron-sulfur cluster assembly
Cellular component (GO): mitochondrion; cytoplasm
Molecular function (GO): 2 iron, 2 sulfur cluster binding
Source: RefSeq, a predicted model, not a curated record